Cannabis sativa is the source of this 456-nucleotide messenger RNA. Its product is annotated as pre-rRNA-processing protein ESF2-like. The transcript is spliced from 3 exons. The record is from RefSeq and is a predicted model, not a curated record. The coding region runs from base 1 to 456 and encodes 151 amino acids. Lineage: Eukaryota; Viridiplantae; Streptophyta; Magnoliopsida; Rosales; Cannabaceae.
AUGGAUACAGAUAAUAAUCCACCUAAGGAGGACAUGAAUGAAGUGGAGGAGGAAGACAUAGAUGAAGUAGAGGAGGAAGACAUGGAAGAAGUAGUGAAGGAAGACAAAGAAGAAGAGGAGGAAGAGGAAGAUGAAGAUGAUAAUGAGCACAACCCUAAAACUGAUAAUUUAGAAGAAACUUAUAAUGAUGAUGAUUAUUAUAAUGUUGCUCGUUCUCAUGGGGGUGAUGGAGGAAGUUAUCCUCCUCUUGGUGCGAGAAAUAUUAGAGCUGAUUGUGUGCGAGAAAUAAAGGGCAGCAAGGAGCUCUCUUCAAUCCAAAAAGAGGGGGAAACGAAAAAACCAGCAAGUUCAGCUGUUGAAAUUCCCCCAGUAGUUAUAGCAUUCGAUCAGCAUUCUGCUACAGAAAAGCCUUUGCAAAAGCCACCUCCACCAUUUCCUCAACGAUUCAAGAAGUAG